AGAUGCAACCUCAGCCCUGAGCAGGUGCUGCCAAAACCACCCGCGACCAGCUCCGUGGAGCCCAGCACCAGCCAUGAACGGCUUCCUCUCCCGCCUGGACCCGCGGCGGGUGCCCUGGGGGGCGGCGGGGCAGGCUCUGCGCACCCGCGUCCUGCGCACCAAGCCCGUGGAGUCGAUGCUGGAGGGCACAGGGACAGCCACCACACAGGGCACCAGGCUGGCCAAGGUCCUCACCACCCUCGAUCUCAUCUCCCUCGGCGUCGGGAGCUGCGUGGGCACCGGCAUGUACGUGGUGUCUGGCCUGGUGGCCAAGGAGAUGGCGGGGCCCGGGGUCAUUGUUUCCUUCAUCAUCGCUGCCGUUGCCUCCAUCUUAUCAGGGGUUUGCUACGCGGAGUUUGGCGUGCGGGUCCCCAAGACCACGGGCUCUGCCUACACCUACAGCUACGUGACAGUGGGGGAGUUUGUGGCUUUCUUCAUCGGCUGGAACCUCAUCCUGGAGUACCUGAUCGGCACGGCCGCCGGUGCCAGCGCCCUCAGCAGCAUGUUUGACUCCUUGGCCAACCACACCAUCAGCCGCUGGAUGAUCAACAGCGUCGGGACCCUGAACGGACUAGGGAAAGGAGAGGAGUCAUACCCCGACCUUCUUGCUCUGGUCAUUGCUGUCAUUGUCACCAUUAUCGUGGCCAUGGGGGUGAAGAACUCAGUGGGGCUGAACAACGUGCUCAAUGUCAUUAACCUGGCAGUCUGGAUCUUCGUCAUGAUUGCUGGUCUCUUCUAUGUCAAAGGCGACAACUGGUCUGAAGGGCAAUUCCUGCCAUUUGGAUGGCCAGGGGUGCUCAAAGGGGCUGCGACGUGUUUCUACGCUUUCAUUGGCUUCGACAUCAUCGCUACCACAGGAGAAGAAGCAAAGAACCCCAACACCUCCAUCCCCUACGCCAUCACAGCCUCACUUGUCACCUGCUUGACAGCAUACGUGUCCGUGAGCAUCAUCCUCACACUGAUGGUGCCCUACGAUGCCAUCGACACCGAGUCCCCACUGAUGGAAAUGUUUGUGGCCCAUGGCUUCUAUGCAGCCAAGUUCAUCGUUGCCAUCGGGUCCGUGGCCGGCCUGACGGUCAGCUUGCUGGGCUCCCUCUUCCCAAUGCCAAGAGUCAUUUAUGCCAUGGCUGGUGAUGGGCUGCUCUUCAGAUUUUUGUCCCACGUCAGUUCUUACACGGAAACCCCCGUAGUGGCUUGUAUCGUCUCCGGAUUCCUCGCGGCUCUGCUCUCCUUGCUGGUCAGCCUGAGGGACCUGAUAGAGAUGAUGUCCAUCGGCACGCUGCUCGCCUACACCUUGGUGUCUGUCUGUGUCCUGCUCCUCCGGUACCAGCCCGAGAGCGACAUCGAUGGCUUCGUCAAAUUCCUCUCUGAGGAGCACACCAAGAAGAAGGAGGGCAUCCUGGCCGACUGCGAGAAGGAAGCUUGCUCCCCAGGGAGUGAAGGAGAAGAGUUUGCUGGCCCACCAACUAACACCUGCGGGGCAAAAAAUCUGCCGUCACUGGGGGAUAAUGAGAUGCUAAUUGGGAAAUCUGAUAAAUCCACCUACAACGUGAAUCACCCCAAUUAUGGCACAGUCGACAUGACUUCGGGGAUAGAGGCAGAUGAGUCUGAGAACAUCUACCUCAUCAAGCUGAAGAAGUUGAUUGGCCCUCGCUACUACACGAUGAGGAUCCACCUGGGACUGCCGGGGAAAAUGGACCGCCCCACAGCAGCCACUGGCCACACAGUCACCACCUGUGUGCUCCUGCUUUUCAUCCUGAUGUUCAUCUUCUGCUCCUUCAUCAUUUUUGGGGCAGACUACAUCUCUGAGCAGAGCUGGUGGGCUGUCCUCCUCGUCGUGCUGAUGAUCCUGCUCAUCGUUGCGCUGGUGUUUGUGAUCUUGCAGCAGCCAGAAAACCCCAAGAAGCUGCCCUACAUGGCACCUUGUCUCCCCUUUGUCCCUGCCUUUGCUAUGCUGGUGAAUAUCUAUCUCAUGCUGAAGCUCUCCACAGUCACGUGGAUCCGAUUUGCUGUCUGGUGUUUUGUGGGUCUGCUCAUCUACUUUGGCUAUGGGAUGUGGAACAGCACUCUGGAAAUCAGUGCCCGGGAGGAGGCCCUCCACCAGAGCACCUACCAGCGCUACGAUGUGGAUGUUGACCCCUUCUCUGUGGAUGAUGGCUUCUCCUGUGCCACUGAGGGUGAGGACUACCCAGGCUGGGGUCCUUCCGAGGACAAGGACUUCUCAUACCAGCAAAUGUCAGGAGCAAAAGAAAGCCAUCGGACAAGUAGCAGGUCGAAAAGCAAAGGAAGGCACAAACCACCGUCGGAGGCUCUCAUCGCCAACGAUGAGUUGGACUACUCGCCCGAGUAGCGGGACAGGCAGUGGGGAACUGCACCACCUGACCAAUGAGGAAGGGUCCCCAUGGCUCCCCCAUUCUGUCUUGUCCUCCCCAGAUCCUCCACCACUACCCCGCUCACCUCUGGUCCUCAGGACACGCUCUGCAAUUGCCGUUGACCCCAAAGCAAACACACCCGUGGCCCGUCGCGGCUCCACUGGUUGGGUCCCGCUCUGGUGAAUGCCAGCCAGUUCCCUGGCACUGGUUGAUCUCCCAGCAAUGGCUGCACCAGUGGAGAUGGUGGAGUGGGAGGUGUGCCAAACUGGGAGAGAGUUUGUUGAGAGGCAGAAGGAGCCGCACAAGGGAUGAAACCUCCUUGGGGAAUGUCCACCUGACAGCCACAGUGGUGGGAUGCCACUCUUACAUUUUUGGCACUUGCUUAACAUGUGUUUUUUUUCUUUGAACCACCUUAGAAGUACUAGCUGAGCCAGAGGGACACAUGGGUGGGCAAGUAUGAAAUGGAGAUGGACAAACCUGUUUCAAGGAGGUAGCUCAGGAGUGGAUACAAGGAUGCUGGUCCCACAGCAUUUUCAUGGCCUGUUCUGGUGCAGAGGCACUCUCUGCACACAGCAAUGUGACCCCCGUGUCCAUCCCACACCCUGAAUCCAAGUACCCCAAAUACUGGGAUUCAAAAUCAGUCUGUGUCUCAACCAAGCCUUGAAGUCCCAGCACAGCUAAACAUCCCAAAUCUGCAGUUGGGAGCCUGUCCCAGUUCUGGCCACAGCAACCUCAGUGACCUACUCUUGGCUUAACCCACCUCAUGGGUCAACGAGGCCCACAGACUGCUCCUCUGAGCAUCACUGCUCUGAGGCUGGGCACCGUUUCCACCACACUGAGUUGUACAAAAAGAGCUGGGCCAUAAUUCCCUCACUGCAGCGGGCACAGUUCAGCCCCCACUCUGGCCUUGGGGCUUCAGGGCCAUGUCCAUGGCCCCGCGCAAAAGAAACAUCCAGGGUCAGCCACGUCUUGGCAGGGCUGGGCCACGCUUGGCAAGUGGAGAGGACUCAGCUGCUGGAAUCUCCCUCCCUGCUGCUGUCUCCACAUUGUAUCAUUUUCUCUGUUUCUGACCCUGGAUUGGUGGAUGCUGUAUGAAAAAAAAUCCGAAAACACAGAAUCAUAGAAUCACAGAAUUGUUUGGGUUGGAAAGGACCUUAAAGCUCAUCUAGGUCCAGCCUCCUUGCCAUGACUAGGGACACCUUCCACUAGACCAGGCUGCUCAAAGUCCUGUCCAACCUGUCCUUGAACACAUCCAGGGAUGGGGCAUCCACAGCUUCCCUGGGCAACCUGUGCCAGUGUCUCACCACCCUCACACUUCUCAAUAUAUAUAUUUCUAUAUUUCAAUUUGAAACCACGUGGAUCUGGUGGCUUGCAGGGCAUAGGUGAUCUGCAGGUGGGUGUUUGUCAUAGAUAAACCCUCCAGUUUUGGCCAGAGUGUGGCCAUUACCCCCAGCAGAGCCAUCAGAAUCCCCAGUGCAGCAGAGGAACAUCUCUUUGAAUAAUCAGUAACCGAGGAAGCACCAUCAGGCAGUAACAUCCAGCCUGCUC
This is a messenger RNA of Apus apus (common swift), 3959 nucleotides long. It is a transcript of the gene SLC7A14, whose product is annotated as solute carrier family 7 member 14. The record is from RefSeq and is a predicted model, not a curated record. NCBI's taxonomy places the organism in Eukaryota, Metazoa, Chordata, Aves, Apodiformes, Apodidae. Gene Ontology annotation, cellular component: plasma membrane. Gene Ontology annotation, molecular function: amino acid transmembrane transporter activity. The coding region runs from base 74 to 2389 and encodes 771 amino acids. The transcript has 7 exons. Gene Ontology annotation, biological process: amino acid transport; transmembrane transport.